CUGUUGAAAGAGCUUCAUUGCAAAACAGUGUGUUUUAAUCAAUGAUUGGUGACUUAUGAAUAUAUUUAGUAUAGUUUUAUCUAAAAAUGAUAACUUUUUUAAUGAAAUUUCACUGAGGAGGAUGGUCCUCCCCUUCUGGGAUAUGCUUUUCAACAGUAAAAGUAAAAACAUUCGCUGGAGGACGUCUUUAAACCUGCUCCACCUCCAAAAGUGCGGAGCCUCUGCUUCAAACUUACAAGUGAAGGGAGCGACGACAGAGGAGGAGUUGAACAUGUUGAACACUGCAGCGCGGUGUGCAGAACGCCUCAGACAAAAACACUUCUGAUGGUCAAAAACCUAAAGUUAGCGUCUAACAGAAGAGACGAAGGUAUACACGGAGACACGGAGACAUUCGUUAGAGUGGUUAUUCGAGUGCGUAACGGUUAGAUAAGAUGAUGGAACUUGGGUGGAUUUGCACGUUAUUGAGCAACUUGGAGAGCACGCACCAACAAAAGAGUAACUAUAUCGUCUACAUGCCAAAGGUUUGGGAGAUAACACUGAAGAAGAACUAACUAUUUCGUUCCACAUAGACAGUUACAGAAUAAUGUCGGGUAUGAAUAACGGCACGAUGACAAGUGGGCCCCGGGAGCCUACUAUCCCGGUGAUUAUGUUUAUAUUCGGAGUGGUGGGGAACGUCAUCGCCAUCGUGGUGCUCCGAAAGUCUCGGAAGGAACAGAAGGAAACCACCUUUUACACCCUGGUGUGCGGGCUUGCAGUGACCGACCUUUUGGGCACGCUACUGGCCAGCCCCGUCACCAUCGCCACCUAUGUGCAAGGGAAGUGGCCGGGUGGAGAGUCACUGUGUCAGUACUCCGGCUUCAUCCUUCUCUUCUUCUUUCUAGUCGGCCUCAGCAUUAUCUGUGCCAUGUCAAUAGAGAGAUACUUGGCUAUAAACCAUGCGUAUUUCUACAACCAUUGCGUGGACCAAAGACUUGCGGCGUUGACGCUUGCGGGCAUCUACAUUUCUAACGUGCUGUUCUGCGCGCUGCCUGCCAUGGGGUUGGGGAAAGUGAAUAAACAGUUCCCAGGGACCUGGUGCUUCAUCGACUGGCGGACUAAUGACUCAACGCACGCCGCCUUCUCCUACAUGUACGCCGGGGUGAGCUCCUUUCUUAUCCUGGCCACGGUGAUAUGCAACGUGCUGGUAUGCGGGGCGCUGAUUAUGAUGCACAAGCGGUUCAUCCGCAGAACAUCGCUGGGUACGGACCAGGGAGGACGCAUAGCGGACCUGAGGCGCAGACGGAGCUUCCAACGGUUGGCCGGCGCAGAGAUCCAGAUGGUCAUUCUGCUCAUCGCUACCUCCGUGGUUGUUCUCAUCUGCUCCAUACCUUUGGUGCUGCGGAUUUUUGUAAACCAGCUGUCCAGGAUUGAAUUUGAUGCCCGUUCAACUCCCAUAGAGAAGAACCCAGAUCUCCACGCCAUCCGAAUUGCCUCGGUCAACCCCAUCCUCGACCCCUGGAUCUACAUCCUGCUGAGGAAGACCGUCCUACUGAAGCUGGUGGAGAAGAUCAAGUGUUUGUUCUGUCGCUUGGGCAGCCAGGGGCGGGGCUCAGGGGUCAGUGGUCAAUUCUGCUGCGGAGGUGAAGAUCAUCGGAAUUCGUCCAUCGUCUCCCUGGACUCCCCGUCACUGGUGUCCCGCGAGUUGAAGGACGUCAUCAGCACCUCGCAGACGUUUCUUUACCUUCCAGAGGGGACUAAAGGGGGGCUGGGGGGGUUUAGAGGGACAGGGGGAGAGGGAAGACCUAGCCUCCCUGCUGUGGAGCACUCCCUGCUCCGGGACCAACAGACACCAGCGGGUAAGGGGAUGCAAACCGAUCCCAAAAAGGGCCCCAGGAUAUCAAUGAGGUCAGAGGGGACAGUUGACCCUUCACGUCUGAACAGGGUGCAAUUGGACCGAAAGGACAAGACUCUGCAUGUGACAUUUACAGACGAGACACUGAACUUACAGGAGAAAUGCAUCUGAAGGACACAAACACAAACUCAGCCAGAGUGGCUGAUAAUACAGAAAUGUCACAGAGGGAAGGGAAUUUAGGACUUCUAAUAUCCUAAAAGGUUGGGACUUCUGACGGGUUGAACUGAAAUACACGUUGAUAAACUGAACUCACAGGUGAAGGAUUUCUGGGAGCUGUGCAAACACACGGUUGGUUUUACUGACAGCUGACACGAUAAGAGGAGAAAUAGUAAUCGUUCUAUUGUGUUAUUCUUCGAACUUUGAGUUCAUUUGGUGAUGCUCCAAAAUGGAAUGUCAGCCGAGCAGAAACGUGAUGUCCUGUUUAGGGUUUGGACAAAAUGGAAAUAUGGUGCCAGAGUGGAUUGUAGGAGAUUGGAUCUAUUGACAUGGGUGGAUCUAUUGACAUGGGUGGAUCUAUUGACAUGGGUGGAUCUAUUGACAUGGGUGGAUCUAUUGACAUGGGUGGAUCUAUUGACAUGGGUGGAUCUAUUGACAUGGGUGGAUCUAUUGACAUGGGUGGAUCUAUUGUAUAUGUCAGUCUUAUUACAAGAAUACCAAUAUAAUAUACCAGCACACACAUCAGUAAUGAACAUAAAAUGUCAUGAACUUUUAUAAAGACUAUAAGGAGAUUUCAUUGCACUUUUCAAGAACUCAAAAACCAUUGAAAGGCUGUCAGAAUGCUAUCAGUAUAGAAUGUUGCUUACCACUGACUACUACUACAAACGUUGUGAUAUACUGUAAAUAGUUAUUAGGCUACAAUGUGAACCGUGUCCCAUAACAUGAAUUCAUUUUUUUAUGAAAAAAUAAAUGUUUCUUCUCUGUGAGAAGGUCAAGUUA
Molecule: messenger RNA, 2827 nt
Organism: Oncorhynchus keta (chum salmon)
Lineage: Eukaryota; Metazoa; Chordata; Actinopteri; Salmoniformes; Salmonidae
Product: prostaglandin E2 receptor EP4 subtype-like
Exons: 2
Coding region: 584-2002 (472 amino acids)
Biological process (GO): inflammatory response; positive regulation of cytosolic calcium ion concentration; cellular response to prostaglandin E stimulus
Cellular component (GO): plasma membrane
Molecular function (GO): prostaglandin E receptor activity
Source: RefSeq, a predicted model, not a curated record